This is a messenger RNA of Jaminaea rosea, 591 nucleotides long. RefSeq lists its product as hypothetical. The coding region runs from base 1 to 591 and encodes 196 amino acids. The transcript is spliced from 2 exons. The record is from RefSeq and is a predicted model, not a curated record. Lineage: Eukaryota; Fungi; Basidiomycota; Exobasidiomycetes; Microstromatales.
AUGAACGCCGGCAAGCAGUUCCUCUCCUCUCAGCAGGGCGGGGACAACAACAACCAGGGCGGCGACCAGCAACAGGGCGGUGGAGGCGGAGGCGGCUUCGACUUCAACAGCCUGAUCCAGCAUGCGACCGACCACGACUCGAACAACAGCGGAGGCAACGACCUCUUCGGGCAGGCCGCUAAGUACCUCCAGGACCAGGGCGCCCACCAAGACGGCAACGUGGACGAGAACGAGCUGCUCCAAGCUGGUCAAAAGGUCAUGGGCGGCGGUCAAGCCCACUCCAACGAGAUCGGCUCAGCAGCAGCUCUCGGCGCCAUCAAGUCGUUCAUCUCUGGCGGAGGCGGCAACUCCGGCGGCAUGGGCGGUGGAGGCUCAUUCCAGGACAAGAUUGUCGGAGCAGCCAUGUCGCAGGCCGCUAACAUGUUCGACCAGAAGCAGGCCAAUGGAGAAGUUACCGGUGGUGAUAAGCAGUCGGCCGUCAACAAGGCCGGGGAGAUGGCUAUGAAGCUUAUGGUCAAGCAUCAGGUCAGUGGCAUGAUUGGUGGUGGAGGAGGGGGAGGUCUUGGCUCGCUGGCUUCUAUGUUGAUGUAG